GCCGCCAUGGCUCUGCGGUCCGAUGGCCUGGACGAGCUACCCGCAGCCUGCCUGUCGCCGUGCGGGCCGCCCAACCCGGCCGAGCUGUACAGCGAGGAGCGGCGCUUGGCGCUCGAGGAGCUGGUGGCGGGCGGCCCCGACGCUUUUGCGGCCUUCCUGCGACGCGAGCGCCUCGGCCGCUUCCUAAACCCCGACGAGGUGCGCGCCAUCCUAAGCGCGGCCGAGCGGCCCGGCGAGGAGGGCGCGGCAGCGGGGGCCGAGGACUCCUUCGGCUCGUCGCACGACUGCUCCUCUGGCACCUACUUCCCCGAGCAGUCGGACCUGGAGCCACCGCUGCUGGAGCUCGGCUGGCCCUCCUUCUAUCAGGGCGCCUACCGCGGGGCCACGCGCGUCGAGGCGCACUUCCAGCCCCGCGGCACGGGCGCCCGCGGCCCCUAUGGCUGCAAGGACGCGCUGCGCCAGCAGCUCCGCUCGGCGCGAGAGGUGAUUGCAGUGGUUAUGGAUGUUUUCACGGACAUCGACAUCUUCCGAGACCUGCAGGAAAUCUGUCGGAAACAGGGAGUUGCUGUCUACAUUCUUCUGGACCAGGCUCUGCUCUCUCAGUUUUUGGAUAUGUGCAUGGAUAUGAAAGUUCAUCCUGAAGAGGAAAAGCUGAUGACAGUUCGGACGAUUACAGGAAAUAUUUACUAUGCGAGGUCAGGAACUAAAAUUGUUGGGAAGGUUCAUGAAAAGUUCACACUGAUUGAUGGCAUUCGUGUGGCUACAGGCUCCUACAGUUUUACGUGGACGGACGGCAAAUUAAACAGCAGCAACCUGGUCAUUCUGUCCGGCCAAGUGGUUGAACAUUUUGACCUGGAGUUCCGAAUCCUGUACGCACAGUCAAAGCCCAUCAGCUCCAAACUCCUGUCCAGCUUCCGGAUCAGCGGUAGGUUUGACCAUCUCAUCGACCAGAAACCACUGUGCAAGGAGCUCACGUUGGGCAACCUGCUGCGGCUACGGCUGGCCAGGCUCUCGAGCACCCCCAGGAAGGCCGAGCCGGGCUGUGAGGAGGGCCAGGCAGAGGCCGGGCGCGAGGACUCCGAGGCCUCCACCAUCAGUGAGGAGGACGGCUUCAGCAGCCGCAGAGACAGGCCGGAGGGCGGGAGGGCGACCGAUGCCACCACUCAGACGGAGCCAGGAGAGGAGACGCCCGCCGUGAGCAUGAGUGACGUGGGGACACAGGCCAGCAUGGCCACGGCGUGCACUGGCACCCAGACUGCAGUUGCUACCAGGGUGGUGAGCUCCCAAACCGCGGUCCAGACCGCGUCAGCCACCACCCAGACUGACAUGGACGAGAAUGUUCUCUCCUUUCUGGGAACCCAGGCUGAAGAGGGGUCAGCAGUAUCAAAGGUGUCUGUGUCGCGAUCCUCCAGUUUGAGGUCUUCCGCCUCUCUGUCCUCCCAAGGCUCUGUGGCCAGUUCCACUGACUCCCAGACUUCCCUCAGAGCCAAUGAUGUCACACCUGGACACCCCAAGUACUGGAGCACCCCCCACUUGGAUCUGUGCUCUAGGGACUCAUUCAGAAAGUUGAAUAAAGAGAGGCAGUUUCACUUUGCCGGAAUCAGGUCCCGGCUCAACCACGCGCUGGCCAUGCUUUCCAGGAGAACGUUCCUUACUGAAAACUACCUCAGUUUUAAUUCUGGAAGUUUUGCCAGAUCAUCAGCUAAUUUGCUGGCUGUUAGAGAAAUCACGCUUUAUCCCUCCUAUCAGUGACUGCUCCACACGUUCAGGGCGCCUGGCUUCACCCAGGCUUGCAGUAGACAUCGUCGGAGCUUCCCGCUUUAUAGAAUGUCUCCUGUCCUAAUUGCCUUUCUUUCACCCUGAUUUUCUUUGAAUUCUGUAAACCAUACAUUAUUUUACAUGCUUUAUUUUUAUUUUGUUCUUAUCAUGUAUAAGCCAGGUCUUGGUUUUAUGGUUUAAACACUAUGGGUACAGUUCCUUUGCACGAUUUUAAUACUGAUCUCUCUUCAAGAGAAUGUUUCA
Messenger RNA from Balaenoptera ricei (Rice's whale), 2022 nucleotides. It is a transcript of the gene SACK1D, whose product is annotated as family with sequence similarity 83 member D. The record is from RefSeq and is a predicted model, not a curated record. The transcript has 4 exons. Bases 7 to 1752 code for a protein of 581 amino acids. NCBI's taxonomy places the organism in Eukaryota, Metazoa, Chordata, Mammalia, Artiodactyla, Balaenopteridae. Gene Ontology annotation, cellular component: cytosol; mitotic spindle pole. Gene Ontology annotation, biological process: regulation of TOR signaling; positive regulation of cell cycle G1/S phase transition; regulation of ERK1 and ERK2 cascade.